AUGGUCCGGCCUGCGCGCACGGGGCGGUUCCUGGGCGCGGGCAGCCUUCUGGGCCCGCUCGCCCGCCGCUCUCACACCGAGACCUCCCGCUCCCCAGCUACGGGGCAGGCCCUUCACCCGUGUUUUCCAGGGCUGCAAACCCGGCCCCCCCGCCACGCUCCCGUCCUGAGAGGGCUGUCCAUCUCCGGAGCUGCCUCUCCUCCCUCCCCAAGUAACCCCACUUCCAGAACGGCCUCCUUCCCUAGCUAUUUCAGCUAUUUCCGCUGCCACUCCCCCGACCUCCAGCGCCCGCCAGCGCUGCUCGAGUACACAGCCUUCCUCCGCAGCUACCAGUGCAGACCCAUCCUUUCCCUCGAUCCUCGCUCCGGGCGCCACCAGCUUGCCCCAGCUCUUCCGCGUUACCUACCCUGGGAGCGUCGGGGCGCGCGGGAGCCCUGGGGCUUUCUUCUCUAUCGAUUUUCCUGUGGUAAAAUCAACUUUACCAUCCUUUGGGUAAAAAUUCAAAGGAAAAAGGGGCGGUGCAAAGAACACUGGCCGCCCCUUCCAUGCCCUUUUUUGAGCUUCCGACCACAGGCAUGCUGGGAACGUCAUAUGCAAAUUAGGCGGCACUACGCCCCGCCCUUUCUACCUUGGGGCGGUUACCAAAUCGCCGCAGUGCGCAGGCGCGGGAAAGUUGAACUAAUUAAGUUUGUAAAACGUGAGUGGAGGCGGGGGCGGGGACGGCGGGGACGGCGACGGCGGGGACGGCGGCUGCGGCGGGGCCCUGCAACAGCUGCCUCCAUGGCAGGCUCAGAAGAGCUGGGGCUCCGAGAGGACACGCUGAGGGUCCUAGCUGCCUUUUUGAGGCGGGGUGAGGCUACCGGGUCCCUCCCCGCAUCUCCACCCAGGAGUCCUGCCCAAGUGGAGCCCACGGACUUCCUGAGCCGCCUUCGGAGAUGUCUUCCCUGCCCGCUGGGCCGAGGAGCUGUUCCUCCUGAGUCCUCUCGGCCUUGUUCCUUGCCCCUCCGCCCCUGCUAUGGCUCAGAACCUGGCCCAGCUACCCCUGACUUCUAUGCCCUGGUGGCCCAGCGGCUGGAACAGCUGGUCCAAGAGCAGCUGAGAUCUCCACCCAGCCCAGAGUUGCAGGGCCCCCCACCCACGGAGAAGGAAGCCCUGCUGCGGAGGCUGGUGGCCUUGCUGGAGGAGGAGGCAGAGGUCAUCAACCAGAAGCUGGCGCUGGACCCCGCCCUGCGCGGCAAGCUGGCCCGCCUGUCCACUGGCUCCUUUGCCCGCCUAGUGGAGCUGUUCUCCAGCCGGGAGUGCAGCCCUGGCCCGAGACGCACCAGCCCUUCGCUGCCGUGCCCCGGGCCCCCGCCGCCUUCCCCGGAGCCCCUGGCCCGCCUGGCCCUGGCUAUGGAGCUGAGCCGGCGUGUGGCCCGGCUGGGGGGCACCCUGGCCGGCCUCAGCGUGGAGCAUGUGCACAGCUUCACACCCUGGAUCCAGGCCCAAGGGGGCUGGGAGGGCAUCCUGGCCGCGUCCCCGGUGGACCUGAAUUUACCCUUGGACUGAGCCGGUCAUCAGAAGCUGCUACAAGCCUGGACCUCAAGCCCCACACUCUUCCUUUGCCUUUCCAAUUUUUCUUCCUCUACUCAGGGCUGUGGGGCGGUGGCUGCCCUACCUGAUUGCCAAAAGGAAUUUGUCUUGAACUUUACAUAUUAAAGGCUUUUUAAAAAAGAGUAUGUAAAAGAAAAAAA
This is a messenger RNA of Chinchilla lanigera (long-tailed chinchilla), 1733 nucleotides long. It is a transcript of the gene Bcl2l12, whose product is annotated as BCL2-like 12 (proline rich). NCBI's taxonomy places the organism in Eukaryota, Metazoa, Chordata, Mammalia, Rodentia, Chinchillidae. The record is from RefSeq and is a predicted model, not a curated record. Gene Ontology annotation, biological process: regulation of apoptotic process.